CAGUAUACAGUCUCAUAUCCACAUGGAUUGUACACUAUCAGUAACACUAAAACAAAAGGCAUUUGACUAUAGGUAGGCAUAGAGAUGAGUAGUGCACGGGGCACUGACAAUGGCAUUGCGUUAUAUCUGUUCUCUCUACAGGGAAUAAUGACUGUCCUCAACCUAUGAACUGUGCUGAAGCCUGGGAUUAUUAUGGGGGGAAGUAAGGAAUGGGUACAGCGCUCCAAGGACACCUGGAAAGCCAUUCAGGAUUCACUAAGGCCGGUGGUGGCUGGUCCCCUGCAAGAAGGUGAGGUGCCUGAGGUCCCUCCGCCCCCUCUGGACAUCAAGGGGUCCCCGGCGUACACGGUUCGGGGCAUUCUGGAUUCGAGACGCCGGGUGGGGGGCCUACAGUACCUUGUGGACUGGGAGGGGUACGGUCCGGAGGAGAGAUGCUGGGUUCCUGUGGGGGACAUUUUGGACCCUUCUAUCCUGAGAGAUUUCCACCACCUCCACCCGGAUCGCCCGGCACCUCGUCCUCCGGGUUGUCCUCGAGGCCGGUGGCGGCGCGCUGCGGGGGCCGCGCGUCAGGGGGGGGUACUGUCACGACUUCCGCCGAAGUUGGCUCCCCUGCCUGUUCGGGCGGUGCUCGGCGGUCGUCGUCACCGUCCUACUAGCCACUACCGAUCCCUUUUUCGUUUGUCUGUUGGUUUUGUCUUAUUAGUUUCACCUGUGUGUAUUUUAGUUUAAUUAGCGUCCUUAUAUAUAGUAGGUUGUCCCGCCCUUGUUUUGUGCGGGAUUGUUUUUGUUACUCUGUUGUAUGGUGGUUUUCGUGUAGUUAUUCUCUGGACUAUUUUGGUCCUGUGUUUGGGCUGGUCUAUUGUAUGCGCCCUGUGUGUUGGCUGUGACCGUUUUUGUGCACCGGAUAAUAAAUUGACAAUCUACUGAA
This is a messenger RNA of Oncorhynchus keta (chum salmon), 928 nucleotides long. Its product is annotated as chromo domain-containing protein cec-1-like. NCBI's taxonomy places the organism in Eukaryota, Metazoa, Chordata, Actinopteri, Salmoniformes, Salmonidae. The coding region runs from base 193 to 729 and encodes 178 amino acids. The transcript has 2 exons. The record is from RefSeq and is a predicted model, not a curated record.